Molecule: messenger RNA, 1330 nt
Organism: Amaranthus tricolor (Joseph's coat)
Lineage: Eukaryota; Viridiplantae; Streptophyta; Magnoliopsida; Caryophyllales; Amaranthaceae
Exons: 9
Coding region: 284-1168 (294 amino acids)
Source: RefSeq, a predicted model, not a curated record
GACAAAGCGGAAAGGUAUAAUCGCACAAGAGAGUCAGAGAAAUAAGCUAGAAAAUAGAAAAAGAGAAAGGAGGGAACAUAAAUUAAUAUGUAUAUUCCAUGGAACGAAACUUCAAUCCUUUUUUUACACUUAACGGCAAAACUCCCAUGCUUUCAUUUCGUUUUUUUCUUUUCUCUAUUUAAAGAGGGCAUUGAACCCCUUCCUUACCGUUACCCUCUCUGUAAUCUUCCUUCAUUUUCUCCCUUUUUCUUUGCCGACAUUUUAAAUCUGAUUUUUUCUUAGAAUGGAGUAUGAAUUAGAUCAUCACAGAAACCAUCAUGAUUUCAAGGCCAAAUAUGACUGCGUUUUAUUUGAUCUUGAUGAUACCCUCUAUCCCUUCAGUUCUGGGAUUGCUGGUCAUUGCUCAAAAAACAUUCAAGAUUACAUGAUACAACAACUUGGUAUAGAGGAAAGUAAAGUUCCUGAUAUGUGCUAUGUUCUUUACAAGUAUUAUGGAACCACAAUGGCCGGUCUUAGGGCAAUCGGGUUUAAGUUCGACUAUGAUCACUACCACAGGCUGGUUCAUGGGAGAUUACCCUAUGAUUUUCUAAAACCCGAUCCAGUUUUAAGGAACAUAUUACUUAGUCUACCAAUUCGCAAAGUGAUUUUGACUAACUCUGACGAGCGUCAUGCUGCUGAAGUUCUAAAAAGGCUUGGUUUAGAGGAUUGUUUUGAAAGCAUUAUCUGUUUCGAGACACUAAACCCCACUAAAAACAGUGAAAGUGAAGAUGGGGAGAAAGCUCCUGAUGUUGAAGAUUCAGACUUGCAUAGCUCAAUUUCUGAUACCGAAAUUUUCAACAUCAUGGAAUAUCAGCCUAGUUCUGGCUUAGCCCUUCCACCAACCCCAGUCAUUUGUAAACCAUUUGAAGCUGCAUUUGAGCAGACCUUUAAGAUAGCUGGAAUUGACCCCAAAAGAACUUUAUUUUUCGAUGACAGUGUUCGCAAUAUAAGCACUGGAAAAAAUAUGGGUCUUCAUACCGUUUUGGUUGGAAAAUCUGAAAGAACAGCAGGGGCAGAUUAUGCCUUAGAAAGUAUCCACAAUAUCAAAGAGGCAUUCCCAGAAUUGUUGGAUGACGAAGAGAGAUCGGAGACUGUCAGUUAUUCACAGAAAAUUGCCGUAGAAGCUUAAUUUAUAUAUUCUAUAGCAAAAGAUGAACUUAAAUUAUAUGCUUUGGUUCUGAUUUUACUAACGGUAAUGUCUUUUUAUAUAUGUGAAUUCUCCACUUAAUAAAUACGUGGAUGUAGAAUAGUUUCUGAAUUUGAUAUCAAUAUAGAACUUACUAUUAUUGUC